UUCGUAGAAUAUGUUUAGCCUGGAAGAUUGCUUUUAACAUUAAAAUGCCAUCAAAAAAUGUUCUUGAUGACUUUCACAUGUUUAGCUGGUCCGCUACAACAAACAAUUCUUUUCGACGAAAGGGACAUAACUCGGGUUAUUAUCAGAUCUCAAGCCAGAGUUUUAUUUCGUUGUUUGCUGAUAGUCAUCUUGGCGCAAGUCAGAGUAGUAUACAACACUGCAGGGUUUUUAUCACUUCUUCAAACUUGUCAUCGGAAACGAUGGAGCCAGACGAGAAGGAAAAUGGUGUAGAAGAAAAGUCUGAUACAAUCGAGGAAACAGUUUUGUGUGUUGAUGACUGGAGACAACGGUGGGAAGAGAAAAGAAUAGGCUUUCACCAAACCACUGUUCAUGAGCUUUUGGUUGAAUACAAAGAUCGGUUGUUGGCAGGAAGAGAACACAUAAAGAUAUUCUUUCCUCUGUGUGGUAAAUCUGUGGACAUGAAGUGGGUGUAUGACCUGGGCCAUGAUGUGGUUGGUGUAGAAGCAAGUAAAAUAGGCAUUACUGAGUUCUUUGAAGAAAGUAGUCUAGAAUAUACUGUUGAGCCACUGACAACUAUUACAGGCAAUUGUUACAAGAGUACUGAUGGCAGAGUCCAAAUAUAUGAGUGUGAUCUCUUUGAUUUCAACAAAGAUCUUGCUGGACAAUUUGAUGCUAUUUGGGACAGAGGAGCCAUGGUUGCCAUAAAUAAAGACCAACGAAAAAGCUACACAUCAUUGUUAAAGACACUGAUGGCACCAGGAUGUCACACUUUGCUGUGCACUUUAUUUUAUGAUGCAACUAUCUGGCCAGGACCACCUCACGUUGUUCCUCAUAGUGAAGUUUAUGAUAUUUAUGGUGAUAAAUGCACUGUAGAAAAACUGUGUACCGUGGAUGUAUUCGAAGAAAAGCACAAGUCUUGGGGAAUUACAGGGAUGGAUGAAAGCCUCUUCGUGAUCAGUGUAAAAUAGAGAAAUGGAGUUUUCUUUUCUUUGAACAUUUGAAAACUAAAACUAUUGUUUGCUGUCACCUAACCAACUCGAUAAAAUCAGCCAUAUCAUUUACUUUACAUUUAUUUGUACCAAACACUCCAAAGAACACAUAAUAGGGUAUUAAACAAAUAAGAUGACCAUUAUGGUAGGAAGUUUGAGUAGGUAUGCCAUAUAUCUGUCUUCUUAUUUGUUUUUGUUUUUUAAUAUAUUAAAAGAAAAAUCAAUUAAAAUAUUUACCAAUUGGUUUGAUAGCAAAAAUGUAUUGGUGGGUGAGACUAAAGCAAAUAAGAUGGUAUGUUAAAGGAAACCUGAAUGAGAACCGUUUUCCCCUCAUUCAUUAAUACAUACAUAUGAAAUAAUAGUUAUAUUUAUAAAUAUUUCCACAUCAAGGUGUAUUAUAGAACGAAAUAAGCAUUUCCACUCAUUUAAAAAGGAACAGAUCAACUCUCUCCAAAACCAAAUUGCCCCUGCCAACUCGCCACAUUGGUUGGUCGCUGAAUACCAAUUAUAUUUAUGAGUCAGCUUGAAGACAACCUAGGCCAAUAAGAUACAUGAUCAAACUGUACCAAUCAUCAUUAAUAAUAUAUUCCUGGGAAUCUGAUAUUAGGACCACCCCAAUAUUAAGACCAGUUUUAAUAAGAUCAACACGUGGUAGUAGUGGAGCUUCACUGUAAUAUUAAUAAAACGACGCACCAAAUUAAGGAGUAAUUGGUCAACCCUUUAUAUUGCGACCGAUUUGGUGGUAUAUGUGACAGUUUUUUUUUAAAUUUGGUGACUAAAACAUUUCAUACUAUCUACUGUAUAUAAAAAAUAGAUGUAGGCGCCAUCUGGCUCCAAGAUGGAAGAGUUAACAUAGAGGGGCUGUUGGCCAUUUUUUAAUGCUGUCGUCACAAGUAUGGACAAUAAAGUGGGAUUGGGGCUAGUUGACCAAUCACUGGGGUGUGUUGACCAAACACCGGUGAGUUGUUAACUUUUGGGGGACGAGUUGACUAAACUGUUUGGGAUGAGUUGACCAACUGCUGGUGUGAGUUAGUUUUGGGGUGAGUUUGACCAACAUUCAUUUAAAACUGAACUAUGGUUCAUGUUUGGGUUUUUUUCUAUGUACAUGUAUUUGUAUAUGUAUUUGGAAAUUAUGGAGGUAAAAUGUUCUUCAGUUCUUUAUUAUAAAUUUGUUAUCUAUUAUUGAUUUUCAUGAGGUACCGUAAAACCUUUGAUUCAUGUUCCCCUCAUGGACAGCCCUCAUGGGCUAUUUAGUGAAAUCAAAAUCAGAAUAUUCAGUCAUUUAUGAUUAUAAAAUGUUAUUUUUUUUGUAUUUUAUCCUGUGCUGGAUACUGUUUAGUCAGAUUACAGUUUUAUACAUUCCAGAUGUGUACUUUGAUGAUUAUGUACUAUUCAUACCUUAUUUUGCUAUUACAGAAUGAGACAGG
Gigantopelta aegis is the source of this 2437-nucleotide messenger RNA. RefSeq names its product probable thiopurine S-methyltransferase. Gene Ontology annotation, molecular function: thiopurine S-methyltransferase activity. The coding region runs from base 45 to 989 and encodes 314 amino acids. The transcript has 9 exons. The record is from RefSeq and is a predicted model, not a curated record. Lineage: Eukaryota; Metazoa; Mollusca; Gastropoda; Neomphalida; Peltospiridae.